GCCAGAAGCCCUUCAGCCGCCGGGGAGGUCACAUGCGCCUCAGUGUUCCGAGCUCGUCCCUCUCCCCCUCCCCUUCACCACCACCAACUUAGCAGAACCUCGUAACCUUUACGCUUUUUUUUCUCCACGUACCGUACAUUAUCGGACACUGAUUAAUCUGUCUCUCCCCCCAACACACACACACAACGGACUGCCAGUGUCGAGUUUGAAUGAACAGCAGCAACAUCGCUUCGGACUAUUUUCACCGUCGUUUGGGAAGCUUCGCGAGAUCUGGCUGGAUGGACCAUGAGGCGGCCCGCAGCGUCAAGGCACCCCCAUUCAUAAGCAAUGGGCAGGACACCGUCUCCAACGUGGAUAAACUACGUGGUUACUACGAUGGGGCGAGGAACCGGCUAAAGUCUUACCUCGGUAGGGAAGACGCCAUGGGAUCCGGCAGCAGUUCCCCAAGGAUUCUCGAUGACGUCUACGGCGGGGGCGGGGCCGACACGGUGGGCGGAGUCAUGUUCCAGCAACGCCCCGCCCACUGUCGUCUGGAAGGGAAGCAGGUCUUGACCGGAGAGGAGUUUACGGAUAUCUCGUACAGUGACCUCGGUUUUAUCAUCACGCCGCAGUCGAAGAAGCUGCCUUUGAACAACAACAACUACGAGACCCCGGGCCUGGAAGCUGCAGCCGACGUCGACCCCGGCAGCAGCACCUCCCCGACCCCGUCCGCCACCACUGAGAGCAGCGCGGACGCUGACCUGGACAUCGACGUGGUGAGCACCGAGCUAGGGCAGCGGAGGCAACAGCACGUCGACCAUCAGCUCUAACUCCUCCUGCAACAACAUCCCCUCUAUGGCCAUGCAGCACCGAGGAAGCACCAGCAGUUUCACGCUUCCGGGAUCUACUGACGAAGACCUGCAGGACGUGGGUGACCUGAGACUAGAGGAGGUCACGUCUUAGGUCACGACGAUCAGAGAUUCAAUGGACGUCGGGUGUCGCGUUUUUUUUUUUUUGAGAUUUAUUAUUAUGAUUUUUUUUUAUUAUUUUUUUUACGUGAUGUUAAAUGUGUGGGUUAAUAAAAGUCUAUAGAGUUUUGUGAGGGGAGGAAUGUGAUACUAUGUAUUGUAUUUGGCCUGAUGUGUGUGUGUAUAAAUGGAUAACACAAGUGAGAAAAUGCAGUUCCGAAUGGUCUCUUGCACCGGAAAAUAUGAUGCACAUUGAGGUGUUAACAAAAUGAAUCAGAGUGGACUCCUAAAGCAAGAAAUGUGAUGCGCCUUGACGAUUUGGGAAGUCCAGCCUGCUAGUGUGAUAGAUUACUUCUGCAUCCGUUUAGCAUCUUCCCUCGAAAUGUCGUGAAUUAUUCCCAAGGACACUGACAUAUAUACAGAGCAGAAUGUUGAUGACAAGACUUGCUGUGGAGAAAAUGGCAUUUUAAUCGACAAUUGGUCUGUAUGAAAUGGCACUGGUAUUUAGGAUUGUUGCUACAGUACAAACUUAAUUUGAAAGUUGUUUUACCCUGGGGUGUAUGUUACAGGUAGUGCAGAUAAGGUUUCAGAACACUUUUGAAUACAGAGCACGGGAUUUAUAACACGAAUUACACCACAAGCGUUUUAAAGAUUCUUGAAAACUCGUUAAAGAAACAUGGUAGGUGUGUUGGCUAUUAUCUAGAUUAUAUUUUCUUGUGAAUACCAAAUAUGAAUAAUUAUCAAUGGUUUUUUUUUAUUAAUUUAGGAAAAAAAUAAAUGACUGUAGCGAUCUCAAGCAUAAGUGAUAUGAUAUACACACUUCUACCUUAGUUACAUCGUCAUAAUCAUUCUAAAAGAAAGAAAGAAAAAAAGACGGAUUACUAAGAAAACUGAGAUGGAAUUCUCCGAAUAAUUCUUUCGACUUGCCGUUCUGUAAUAACGUCCUGGAAUAAUUAGGGAAAUACACUCCCAAGGGCUUACCUCUGACACAUGUCCUCCGUCGUAAAUAUCGACUGCACCGUAAUCACAAUGGGCCCAAGGCGGACAUUUCCACCUCCGCAUCCGGUAUUAUCUAAGAAAUAUCUGCUCGAGGACCCACAUUACCUUCUUCGGAAGAAAAUGAAAGUGUUAGAGAGAGACUUCGUGGGAGGAAAGAGUCACAUCGAAGCCAUCAUGGAGGGCGGGAGAUGGAGAGAGGAGGGAAGGAGAGAACCGCGUCGGAAAAAAAAUGCGUUGAUUUAGUAUAGUAGUUCUUUGAUCGUCUUCUGUUUCUCCUUUCGUUUCUGUUUGAUAGCAGCCCUAUUAUUGUUAUUCGUCUCUUUCUUAUGUAUAUUUACUUGUUAUUGUCAGUUCAUAAUGAUCUGUUAAUCUAAAGACGUUACUUGGAGAGUGAGCAAAAAGAAUCUAUCAGUUGUGAUAUUGAUUAGCGCAAAAAACGGGUUAUUGCUGUUUAAUCACUAGAUAAUUACGUGUAAAUACCAUAAUCAUUUUCAAAACAAGAUUUCUAAUUUGCUGGAAGCCUUAUAAUUACUUACCAAAAGCGAUUAGAUUAAUACUAAAUAGAUAUAUAUUUAAACCCAUUUAGAUAUAAGAGCAAUAUGUUUAUAGUAUGUACACUUUACUUUAGAAUGGAGUAUAUAUAAUUAUACUCUACGUGUGAUCUACGUAAUGGUAAGUAGGAAAUGUCCUUUGUUUACUUGUUGAUGAUGCAAAGACACAUUUAAGACACUGACAAACACUUAUUUCGAAAAUGAUAUAAUUUCUUUAUAAACAUGACCUGCUUUCAUGAUGUAUAUUAAUCGUGUGCAUCGGAUCUGUGUUAUGUAAUUUGUUCGCACUUUUGGAAGAAGGUGCUACAUAAACAAGGCACCAUCCAAACGUUCCCAGAAGUGUGAUUAAAGAAUGUGAAAAAAUGGAAAACAUUACGUUGAAAAACAAGUGACCGAAGUUGCCUCCUUGAGCGUCUGGUCAGCACCUACAACUAGUCCUCCUGAAUACCUCAAAUAUGUCAGGUUUUUAUCGUUACAGCUAGAAUGUCACUUUUCGGAAAUGAGGAAGAAAAGCACAAUGGAUUAAAUCUAGUAAAUGCGCAAGAACGGGAACCUGCAUAGUUUCGAGUAACGAGUAACGAGGCUGUGUUCCCGGUCACGGCGUCUAAAAACGUCGCAGGAGAACUUGUCACUGGCCGUCGGUCCCUGAGGAGUUCUUUGCUAAGGAACAAUCCUCUCGACGGCGAAGAGAAGAGUUCAAAGAGAGGAUCGCUGGACGGCCAAGGAGACGAUUUUGGAAGGGAAGGCAGUGAUUAGGACUCGAUGUGUUUCCUGUUUUUAAUUAAUUCUCUAAUUGUGUUUUUUGUGAAUUUUUGGGUUGAUCAUCAUGUAUGCAACAUAGCCAUAACGUAGACAGCGAAACUGCAGUGUUGAAAAUGCAACGAAGCAGUUAGUAUGGGCCUUUGAAGAAACGCGUAAAAUUUGUCAUAUAUACAGGAGAUUAAAAGGAAUUGACUUAUUUAAAAGGUUAUACAUUAUUUAAAGUCAUUUUUCGACGAAUAGGAUUCAAAUUCAAAGGCUCCAUCACGAUACAAAGAGCUUAUAUUUUCAUUUCGAUCAUCGACUUUGCAACUCUUACAUUUCUUGCAGAAUUUGCAUAAAACCAUACUCUCAUAUAUCAUCCCUAACUGUAAGCAACUCUUGUAAAUAAUAUACAAAUCAUCUCUUCAAAACAUAUUCUUUAAACAUUGCCACACUACGUCAAGACACAAGAUAGGAUGAUGUGACAUCAUUCAUUUCGCAUAUGUAUAAGCCUUCUUGUGAAGUAGUGACCGCCUUUUCUCUCUGUAUUGUUUGAAAAUCGACACUGACAUCUCUCUAGAAUUCCGUGUCAAGGGAGGAUACUCUACGUGAUACUGUGAUGAUGGUGUGUGUUGUAGCAUAUCGUGGACGGGUGGAAUAUCUCGUAUAUUUUGAUGUGACUAGUUUCAGCUAUAUCUUUAGGUUUGUAAAUAGUAAAUAUUGUGUACACACGCACACACACACACACACACACACACACACACACACACACACACACACACACACACACACACACACACACACACACACACACACACACACA
Molecule: messenger RNA, 4061 nt
Organism: Penaeus monodon (black tiger shrimp)
Lineage: Eukaryota; Metazoa; Arthropoda; Malacostraca; Decapoda; Penaeidae
Exons: 4
Coding region: 210-809 (199 amino acids)
Source: RefSeq, a predicted model, not a curated record